Ilex paraguariensis (yerba mate) is the source of this 2086-nucleotide messenger RNA. Lineage: Eukaryota; Viridiplantae; Streptophyta; Magnoliopsida; Aquifoliales; Aquifoliaceae. The record is from the annotation of a GenBank genome assembly.
AUGGGCUACAAGAUGAUGGCAUAAGUGGAGUCUUUGACCUUUCUCCAUGUGAAUUUGUGAAACAGUCACAAUAGUUGGUGAUCAUGAUCCUGCAUUAUUGAAAUACUUUGAUUGCACACGUUCAGGACCUCGUUCGGCUUUUGAAAGCAAUGUUGUCUAUCAGUUUGAGAUAAUGGAAUAUAUUCUUGACUUUGGGUUUGAUCGGCUGGGUGCAGAUCGGUCACAGGUUGACCAUCCUGUCCUUAUUACUGAAUGUGCAUGCAACCCAGUGCAGUCUCGCAGUAAGAUGGCAGAACUGCUUUUUGAGUCUUAUGGAGUGCCUUCAGUAGCAUUCGGUGUAGAUGCUGCAUUCAGCUAUAAGUAUAAUCAACGACUUGGGAUUUGUGAUAAUGAUGGCCUUGCCAUCUGCUCAGGAUUUUCCACAAGUCAUGCUAUUCCGUUUAUCAGUGGAGAGCCUGUUUAUGCAGCAUGCUGCCGAACUAAUGUUGGUGGAUACCAUGUCACUGAUUAUUUGAAGCAGCUUCUUUCACUUAAAUACCCACAUCACAUGUCAAGGCUUACAUGGGAGAAGGUUGAAGACCUGAAAAUGGAACACUGUUAUAUCGCACCUGAUUAUGCUUCAGAAGCCAAAUUAUUUCAGAAUGGGACCAAGGAAGCUGAAGAAAAGACAAGGUGUUGGCAGCUCCCAUGGACACCAUCACCUAUUGAGGAGCCUCCAUCAGAGGAGGAGAUUGCCAGAAAGGCUGCUCUAAAGGAGAAACAAGGUCAAAGGUUGCGAGAAAUGGCCGAGGCAAAGAGGUGUUCUAGGAUUAAUGAACUGGAAAAUGAAUUGAAGGGCUUGGAAUUCCUUUUACAGCAGCUCAAGCAUGUGGAAGAGAAUGCCGUCCCAUCUUUCCUUUCAGCAACUGGAUACGUCUCGAAAGAGGAAAUAGAAUCUGCAGUUGCGAAAGUAACACAGUCUUUACGGAAAGCAAAAGGUGGACAAGUUGAAAGUGAGGAGAAGGCAGAUCCCUCUGCAGCUGAAAAGUAUACUCUCAUUGACAUCCCUGACAACAUGCUGACACCAGAGCAGCUCAAAGAAAAGAGGAGGCAGCUGUUUCUCAAAACCACAUCUGAGGGCCGGCAGAGAGCUAAACAGAAACGAUUUGAAGAGGAAUUAGAACGAGAAAGGCAAAACAAACGAGAUGAAGAAAAACGCUUGGAGAACCCAGAGCUUUAUUUGGAACAGAUGCAUGCUAAAUACAAAGAGCUUUCUGAGAAAGUUGAGCAACGGAAACGACAAAAGACAAAUGGCGGCCACACAAAUGGAAAUAAUAAUGGGUCUGGAGGUGUUGGCCGCGGGGAAAGAUUGAAUGCUGCCCAGAAGGAAAGGAUGCGCCUCNUUUUUGGUGGAGAAGCAAACUCANUUUUGACUACGGCAGCAUUUGAUCGAGGGAAGGCAUUUGAUCGAGGGAAGGGUGAGGAUACUUUUGGCAUCAAAGAUGAAGAUUGGCAGCUGUACAAGCUGAUGAGCAAAGAUAAUGAUGAGGAUGAUGAGGGACCAGACGAGGAUGAAGCAGAGUUGGCCCGCAUCUCUUCUAGGCUCCGGCAAAUAGACCCAACUUUUGUAUCCAAAUCAGAGUCAGGGUCCACUGCUGAAGUCCCACGUUUCCGUCCUCUCUCCAAGGAAGAUUUCCAGAUUAUGCUUGGAGUAGAAAGAUUUCGAUGCCCUGAAAUUCUAUUUCGUCCCAACUUAAUUGGGGUUGACCAGGCAGGGUUGGAUGAGAUGGCUGGUGUUUCAAUAAGGAGGUUACCAUCAAAGGGCCAAAGUUUGGAGGAGAGAAUAACCAAUUCCAUCCUUAUGACUGGUGGGAGCUGUCUCUUCCCCGGUAUGGAUGAGCGUUUGGAAGCUGGAAUCCGCAUGAUUCGGCCAUGUGGGACGCCAAUACGAAUCAUCAAAGCAUCCGAUCCUAUUCUUGAUGCUUGGCGUGGUGCUGCGGCUUAUGCUGCUGCCAUGCAAUUCCCACAGCAAACUUUCACAAAGAUGGAUUAUUAUGAGAAGGGUGAAGAUUGGCUUCGCAGAUAUCAACUGAGGUACACAAUCUGA